ACGAUUUGAUGCAGGGCACCUGAUCGGAGUCUUCGUAGCUUGGCUUUAUUAUGUAUGUAGGCUUAUCUAUUUUUGUGUCUAAUUUAAAACGUGAAAAUCUCAAUUCAUGCAUUUGAAAGGAGCAGGCGGCAAAAAGUUUAAGAGCUGUGCGUGUGUCGAGCGAAAAAGCUUAUUUGUCAGAUUUGGCCUUUGAAAUUCACUUACAUGAUGCACACAGGCCAGUGGCAUAUUCACCAUGGCAACACCAGGACCAAGCCUCUUCCCAACGAUGACAUCAGCAGGGCUGGAGGAGACAGGUCUAUCGCAGACCUUGCCUAAAUUGGCCAAUGAAGGAGCCCUGCAGAAAAUGCUGGCCGACGAGCGAAUGCGCUGUGAGACACACAAGACCAACUACCAGACCUUGAAGGCUGAACACACAAAACUUCAGGAUGAUCACCGUCGUCUACAGCGAGACUUUGAACAGACCAAGGAGGGGGGUGCGGCAAUGGAAAGCCGAUUCCAAUCGCUGAUGGCCAGGGCGAGCAAAGAGCUGGCCGAGAAGAUCACAGAGUUAGAGGAAGUCAAAACUCAGACAAUCACGCCGGAGAAGCUGGAAGUGAUGAAGGUCCAGAUCGCUGAGAGCCUGGAGGAGCCCUUCAGGGAACGCUUCAACAAACUGGAAGAGGAGCUGGAGCACUACCGCAGCGAGUACAACAAGCUGCGCUACGAGCACUCCUUCCUAAAGUCCGAGUAUGAGCAUGAGACGGCCGAGCACAAGCGCGUGGUGGAGGAGAUGAAACUGCAGUAUGAGACGGAGAUUGAAAACUUGCACAAAGACAAAGAGGCCAUUAUUGCCAAGUUCUCUCAGGACAAUACCCACGAUGGUCAGCGAGUCCGCACCCUGCAACGAGACAAUGCCCAGCUUCACUUGAAAGUCAAAGGGCUUUUGACUGAAUUGGAAGAGAUCCGCGUCCAGCGAGAACAGACCGGCUUACAGUCAGACCACGUGUCAAGAUUACAGGCACGCCAGCUAACGGAGCAUGUAGCUACCAUCAAGGCACUGGAGGCUGAAAAAGAGUCCCUCAAACUCCACAUCGAGCAGCUGGAGAGUGACCUGGGAGCCGCCAUGGACGGCCAGAAGGCCGCGUCCACCAAGGCGCAUGACGCCGAGAAGCGCACCAUGGAGCUGAGGGGUCAGCUGGAGGAGGCAGAGCACCGGCGCAAGAUGGAAGUGACUGAGUUAAGGAUGGAAAUGGUCAGGAGCCGGGGAGAACUGGAGAGGGAGAGGGAUGCCCUGGCCAGUGAGCUGGAAGGUUGUCAAUCUAAUCUGGAGAUUCUGAAGAAGUCCUCCGAGAUGCAGACGCAGGCCAUUGCAGAGAAGGAGAAGGAAGCCGCUCGCCGCGUCCAGGCGGCCCGAGAGGAAGAGUGGGAGAAGAUUAGCAAACUGGAGCAGCAGAACCUGGAAUUAGAGGCCAGACUUCAUGAACUUGACAAGCUUAAGAUAGAAGAGGAAUCCCAACGGCACACUGAGAAAGAAAAGUGGGAGGAGCAAGUGAAAGCAGCCAAUCAGAGGCGAGAUCAGCUAGAGAAGGAUAUGCUUGCCCUCAGGGCAAAGAUCGACCAUCGCAACACCCUCGCCGGAGAGCUGGAGAAACAGCAGUCCCAGUGCCAGGACCUGCAGCAACAGCUCCAGCAGACGACCAUGGAACUGCACGGCCUGCAGGCCGCCGAGCAGGAACUGACAUCCGAGAACGACCGGCUCCGGACGGCCGGCGACCUGCUGAGGGACGAGGUGCGGACGGCCAGGGCUGAGGCCGAGAGGACGCUGGAGGCAGCCCAGGCCAGGCUGGAGCAGCAGAAGGCAUCCCUGGGAGAUGAGAGGCUGCAGGUGGAGCGCCGGGUGGAGGAGCUCGAAGCAGAGAUCAGGGCGGGGCACAAGAGGAUGGAGGAGAUGGCACAGAUGCAUCGGAAGAAAAAGAGGAAGUACCAGAAAGUGGUGGACCACCUGAAGGAGAAAGUGCAGUUACUAGAGGCGAAGAAAGAAGAGCUGAAACUGGAAAAGCAGGCACUCAGGAAUAAAAUUCCCAAGGAGACUUACGCCAAGGCGGUGCAGCGACUGAGGGACCUGCAGCGUCGUCACACCGAGUUCAGGAGCCUCCUGGCAGGAGCCAAUGCCACCUUGCCGCUGGUUGACGUAACGGGACCAGUAGACGCGUCCACGCCGUUUGUGAAAGCAGCCAUGGAGCAGGAGAGGCUCCACCACGAAGACUUGUCGAUGAUUCGCCGUCGCCUGGAUGACCUGAACGAGAACCAGAAACUCCAGAUGGAUGCACUUCUAGGGGAUGCUCCCCUCAGCACCCGGACCGACAUCCUGUCUCCUCGCAGUGACGAAGACAAGGAGAACUAAGCAGGACGCCCGUCUGUAAUCAUGGAAAUCUUCAAAAGAGCCUGAAUGAAUGAACAUGUAUUGGAGGGUAAAUGCAUUACAAGUGCCAAUCAUCUUAUGCUGCAUCUAAACGUCUUGGCUGUGGCUGGCGGUAACGUGCACGCGUAGUGGCUACAUUAGAUGUGUUACCCCCCGUCGUGGCCUAAGACUGUUUGACAUAGACUGGUUCUCAGGAGCGAAUUCAAGUGGGGCUGUUCCUCAUGCAGAAUUCUGUGCAAAAUGGAGAUUACCACUCCGAUUUCAGACUCGGCUGUGUUCUCGAACAAAGGCUUAGCGGACCUCUCUCACAAAAACCUUCAGUUUUGAAUUUGUCGGAGCCUACAUGCUCGCUUUUAGGUGAGCAUUAACAAAGCAGGAUGGUGCGAGUGGGCAAGACUUUCAGUAUUUUUGUACUACUGUUGCCUUCUUCGUUUUCCAAAUUUCCAGUGGGAGGAUGACUCGAGGGCAAGUAUUUGAGGAAGGGGAGAAACUGGGGAGUGAUGAUUUUUUUUGCGAGAGGGGUAUGCAUCCCCUAAGCCGCCCCCCCCAAGCUGUGCCUCUGGUCAGAAUAUACUUUUACUUACAUGUUCAGCAUUCCUUUGUCGUGCACAUCUGUGCAGACAGCAGCGCCAACAAACAUUCCAUGAUGAGAUGCUGAAGGACAUUGUAUUCAAUACAAACAAUGCUGCAUUCAGACAUGAAACAGUCCUGCAACUAUUUUUGCCAAAUGUGUGGCACUGACCAAAUGAAUGUAGUUUGGGUCUUGUCAUCAAAACCUUUUUAUAUCCGUGAAUCCAAAUAGUGUUGCUGUGCGUUCAUUUCGUAUUUUAUUUAUUUUAGUAGAGGUUUUUCAAAAACUGUAACAGUAAAACACACCAUAAGUAAAGAAAUACUUUUUGUGUUAGUUUUAGAACUGGUCAAACAAAGGCAAAUAGGACGGUCGAAAUCAUGUUAGGUUGUUAGAAAUCUGCUUUGGAGGGCAGGUCUGUGUUGUACUUGAUUUUCAUAAGUGGUGAUUUCAACACUGGCAGCUGACUGGCAUUGUGUAUGCCAAGACUCUUAUCCACUGAUCUUAACUUUCCUAAAUUGCCCAACCUAUAAACUAAUCUAGGUGCAAGAAUGACAAGCCAUUACUGCGUAGCCAUCCUGUUCGCCGGCAGGUGGUACGCAGGCGUUACAUUUCUCUCAGACCAACAGGAUGUUGUAAGUGGACACUCUCAAGUUAGGCUCGUGCAUGAGUGUGAUGGCCCACAGGAACGGCAUUUCCUCAGAUUAGUGUACACUCAGGUUCUUGUCAGUAUUAUCCCGGUGUCUUAUUUGCGAUGGUACACUGCCACUGAUUUACUGCAGCAUUCAAUUUAGACUCGACAUUGGCUAGGUUUUUCCUAGUAAUGCUGGGGGGGUGUGUGUUGAACACCAAGAAGAAAUUUCCCAACAAAUGUCUAAACGUUGGGGUUAGUGUUGAAAUAGCCGUGUCUGUGCUUCACUGCCUUCGAUUUUUGUACAUCACAUAUAAAAUAGCUGUGACCAGAUGGACUUAAUUAACAUUGCUUUGUGAAAUGAGAUGAAAACAGUAAAGUACAACCAAUAAAAUCAAGCGUGCAUUGUGAGUGUGCAUUUGUGGAGGCUGGUGCAAAGCCCCAGAUCACCUGUUUGUCUUGUGCUUGUGAGCAAGAUGAAAUCUGGUACAAGUGUAUUCUAACAUACUUCCAUUGUAUGACAAAACCAUAGAGAUAUUGAUGCCAAUGAAUACAAAUGAUGCAUUUUACCAAGUACAAUACUGACAGGGAUUUGGGGCUUUUUGACAAAUGUGAUAAUGGAGUAAAGCAACCCACUUGAGAGAAAAACCAAUCAAAUGCAGUUUCAGAAGCUUUUUGUUUUUAAUGAAAAAAAAAUUCACCUCAGCUCUUUGCCCGUAACCUGAAAUGUCGGAGUACCUCAGGCAAAGAGUUACAACUUUAGAACAGCAAAGUGUGAACAAGUAGCAAAAAUAUAUAUUUCGUCCAAGUAAAAGCCAAAAUAAUGUGCACGUAAGGUGCUCAUAAUACGCAAAUAUACAGCUGUUGAUUCAACAUUAAAAUAACCAAUAAUGAAGCUAAGAUUAAGCUGUAACAGCACAAAGAAACUCAAACACAAAUAUGAAAAAAAAUCAAUUGAAUGCUUGGUCAAACGGUAUCCGGUGGUUUCAACAUGUUCAGUAAUAAACUGAAUAAAAAAUCCCUUCUCUACAAGC
Messenger RNA from Acanthaster planci (crown-of-thorns starfish), 4637 nucleotides. RefSeq lists its product as uncharacterized. Gene Ontology annotation, cellular component: Golgi apparatus; centrosome; centriole. The record is from RefSeq and is a predicted model, not a curated record. Gene Ontology annotation, biological process: establishment of centrosome localization; cilium assembly. NCBI's taxonomy places the organism in Eukaryota, Metazoa, Echinodermata, Asteroidea, Valvatida, Acanthasteridae.